Messenger RNA from Trametes versicolor FP-101664 SS1, 4164 nucleotides. Its product is annotated as P-loop containing nucleoside triphosphate hydrolase protein. The transcript has 10 exons. Lineage: Eukaryota; Fungi; Basidiomycota; Agaricomycetes; Polyporales; Polyporaceae. Gene Ontology annotation, molecular function: four-way junction helicase activity; ATP binding; four-way junction DNA binding. The record is from RefSeq and is a predicted model, not a curated record. Bases 1 to 4164 code for a protein of 1387 amino acids. Gene Ontology annotation, biological process: replication fork reversal; double-strand break repair via synthesis-dependent strand annealing; interstrand cross-link repair.
AUGAGCGACGACGACUACUUUGACGAUGAGCUGGACUCAGCAUUCAUCAACGAGGUUGAGGCCAUAGAAGCUGCCCAUAUACCUCCGUCCGCACCAGCUGCGGCAAGUCGCCCAGCCACUGCGAAUUCGGCUUCCUCUCCUCGUCGCGCGUCUGCAUCACAUAUCAUCGAGCUCGACGACUCCAGUGACUACGGCGAUGCUUUCGACGACGUGAUCGUGGACGAUGCGGCACUAGCUCAGUUCGACGCGAUAUGUCAGCGAGAGCUUGACAUUCAACACGGUAGACUCCAGCCACCCGCUAAUCCAGUCCCAGGGCCGUCCAGGGCAAAUGGGCUCGUUCGAAGGCCCUCCAAGGGCGCCCAGUUGACUCUCUUCGGGGACGUCGCAAACGACGUCGAACCCGCGAAACCAGCAGCUCCACCUCCAAGACAAUUUCAGCGCACCCGCUCGAGACAGAUGCCCCUUGCAGGGCAGGCGAAGAAGACGAAGCAGUGGGAUCGUACGGCCUAUGCGAAGACUGGCUGGAGAAAGCCCAAGGCAAUCCCAGACAAGGGGAAGGGUCGAGCCUCAGAUGAUGAAGCAGAGGAAGAAGCCAUGGAAUUCGAACAAUUCCCUGCCCCCGAGGUUCCCACUCCCACUAUGAAACUGUCUGCGGACAGACUAGCGGCGAAGACGUGGAUAUAUCCGCUCAACAAGCCAAAACGAGAUUACCAGUACAAUAUCGUCAAGAAAUGCCUCUACGAGAAUACACUCGUCGCCCUUCCUACGGGCCUGGGAAAGACCUUCAUUGCUGGAGUGGUGAUGCUAAACUAUUAUAAUUGGUUCCCUCAGGGAAAGGUCGUCUUCGUUGCCCCCACGAAGCCACUUGUAGCGCAACAGAUAGAUGCCUGCCACAAGACCUGCGGAAUCCCAGGUAGUGCCGCCGCUGAGCUCACGGGCAACGUGACCAAGGAUAGGCGCAUCGCAGCAUGGAGGGACAAACGCGUUUUCUACGCCACGCCUCAAACGUUCUUGAACGACCUUAUCAAUCAUCAUGUCGACGCACUAGACAUAGUGCUCAUAGUUGUUGAUGAGGCCCACAGAGGAACAGGGGACUACGCUUAUGCGCAAGUCGUGCGAUACAUGAUGCAACACAAUCCUCAUUUCCGCAUCAUGGCGCUCACCGCAACCCCCGGAAGCAAGCCCGAAGCUGUUCAGGAAAUUGUGGAUGCAUUACAUAUCAGCCACAUCGAAAUCCGCAACGAAUCCGAUUCCGACCUCAAGAAGUACCUCCACACGAAACACGAGACGGAACACCACGUCCACAUGACAGAAGACAUUGUCCUGAUUCGGGAUGCAUUAGCCUCCCUCAUGACACCCCUCAUCAAGAAGGUGCAGGCUGCCGGAUUCCUCAAGAAUGGCAACACUGCUCCAAGCAUGUUGCACCCCUUCCGGUGUCAAUCUACGGUCGGUGAGAUGGCCAAGUCGCGAGCCCCGCAAUACGCCAUCGGCGCUGCCGCGCAACUUGGCCCUUUGGCGCGAGCAAUGGGCUACUUGAUGGAGAACAGCAUCGCGAUGUGCUACGGCUACCUGAAGGAUAUCGCUACCGGCGGCGGUGCCGAUGACAGUUCCUCGAAGAAGGCUAUUCGCAAGAUGGAGGGCUUCGCGAACCUCAUGAAGGAGCUCGAAAAACAGGCCUCGCGGGGGUUCUCGAUGCACCCCAAGAUGGACACGCUCCGCACGCUGCUCAUCGACCACUUCGGAAAGGAACUGCCUGAUCCUGCGGACGCAUCAGGCGUGUGCAAGUCGCGCGCUAUGGUGUUUGUUUCCUUCCGGGAGUGCGUGGAGGAGAUCGUGGAGUUGCUCAACAAGGAGUCGCCCAUCAUCAGAGCGAAGGCAUUCAUCGGUCAGGGUACCGAUAAGCAAGGGAAGAAGGGUUAUGCGCAGAAGGAACAGUUGGAGGUCAUCGAACAAUUCAAGGCCGGCAAGUACAAUCUUCUAGUCUCCACUUCGAUCGGGGAAGAAGGAUUGGACAUCGGCGAGGUAGACGUGAUCGUCUGUUACGACGCGCAGAAGACCCCGAUCCGCAUGCUUCAGCGUAUCGGACGGACAGGUCGCAAGGCCGCCGGCGCGGUGCACAUCCUGCUUGCCCAAGGCCGCGAAGAACACAAUUGGCAGAAGGCGCAGUCGAACUACCAAGACGUCCAGCACUUCAUCGUGCGCGCUUCCGACCUCGAGGUGUACGGCGAUGUCGACCGCCUCGUACCCGACGACAUCGAUCCCGAGCCCGUCGAGAUGGAGAUGGAUAUCGAGGAGUACGUGCGCGAGGAGCGCCCCUCGCGCAAGGGCUCAAUGAUGAACGGAGACUCUCCCAAGGCUAAGAAGCGCAAGCGCGACGCGGACCCGCUGCGGAACGUUCCCGCUGCGGCGGCGAAGGGUUUUGUAAGCGUCAAGGAGCUCUUGGUCAAGGCUGGCGGCGGGAAGCGGGCGAAGAAGCUGCAGUUCAACCUCGACCAUGCGGACGAAGACGACUCAACGGACGAAGAGAUCGAAGCGGACGUGAUCGCGGCACUCCGGAGAGCUAAAUCGGCCUCGGCAGUGCCCGAGUCUAGUAAAGGCACGGGCAAGGGCAAGAAGGCGUUGGCUCGGAGCGCGACUACGGCUGGGCCAAGCAAGAAGAAAGCCACUACGGGGACGAAGAAGAAAGCCACGAAAGCUGCCGCCCAAGCGACCCUGACACAACUGGACCUUGCAUCGAGCGACGACUCUGACGACCGGGAGAUAGAGCUUGGACUGGCAGCGUCGAAGAAGGCCUCGAGCUCCUCGGACGGUCGUAAGGCGACUGCCACGAAGGCGCCUGCGGCGAAGUCGCGUAUCGCACGAGCGAGCACGAAGCAAGCCAGACGGUCUAGCUCCCCAGACAUACCGCUCGACAGAUCCAUCAUCGACAUCACUACACCUGAUGGGCCCACGAGUCGUACAGACGCUGCGAUGCUGUUUUCGUCCCCCGAGCGUCCAAUUCGGGCGAAGCGGCCGGUAGCCAGGAGCCCUUCAAGAGACUCUUCACCCGAUCGGCCUUUGCAGUCAACGUCGAGGAGCACGAGCGCUCGUAGCCGCAGCCAAGGGCUAUCCCAGCCUGAUGGGAGGUUCUCACACCCACCAGCGCGUUCUACGUCGCCCUCGUCCCGCAGUGCCUCAGCUGAGAAGCAGGAGGGUGACAUCCAGCGAGAGAAGGGCCCGGGGAACGAUAGCAUGGCAUGGCUAAUCGAAGACGACGACGAGCCGGAUCUUGUACUCACCCCCUCCUCCCCUGCCGAGGCUCGUAGGAGGGCAGAGAGCCUCGCACUAUCGGACGACGAACCUCUCUUCUUGGACUCUUCUCCCCCUCGCAAAUCCUCACCGUUCAACUUCUCCGACGAGCCAGAGUUUCUUGACUCUCCCGUACCGUCUCAGCCGCCACAUAACAAGCUGAGACCCUCCCACAGGACCGCUAUGGGCCCUCCUGCGCUGCCCGCCCAUGUACGGGCGGACCCUUCUCCGCCGCGCUCGGAUGAUCUGCCGCCAGAGCCAACCUUUGCAGUCCGUGCCCCCGGCAAGCUCCCGCGCAAGCGCGUCGCGGACGAAGCCCUCGACCUCGGGUCCUCCCCGCUCGCCAUGCCCCCACCCUCCCAACGCCGCCUCCAACGCGAGCGCCCUCGCUCCCCCUCGCCCCCACCAGCGGCCCCGCCCAAGAAGAAGAAACGCAAAUUCGCCGACGCGAUGGAAGCUGCCCGGCACAACCCGUGGAUCGACGUCGAGGCGACACACUCGGGCGACGAGCUCAGCGUGGGCUCGUCGGAGCCGGACCACGCGCUGGACGGCGACAGCGACGACCGCAUGUUCGUCGACGAGCCCGGGCAGACGCAGGUCUCGCCGUCGUACGACCAGGCGGCGGUGUACCGCCGGAGCCUAAUGACGCAGGCCCCGGGCCGCAGUGGGGCGGGCCCGCUGUUCGCAAAUGGGCCGGUGCGGAGGGGGCGCGCGGCGUUUGGGCCGAGCAGGGCGGGGCCGUCGCGGUAUGCGCGGGCGGUGACGAGCUCGCCGGUGGCCGAGGACGAGGGGCCGGAUGAGUAUGUGUUUGAUAGCUUUGUGGUGGAGGACGACGAGGAGCUCGUGGACGCGGGCGAGCCGUCCAGCGAUAUCUGA